Messenger RNA from Electrophorus electricus (electric eel), 2448 nucleotides. It is a transcript of the gene entpd5b, whose product is annotated as ectonucleoside triphosphate diphosphohydrolase 5b. The record is from RefSeq and is a predicted model, not a curated record. Gene Ontology annotation, molecular function: hydrolase activity. Lineage: Eukaryota; Metazoa; Chordata; Actinopteri; Gymnotiformes; Gymnotidae.
UGCACGAGCUUCGUUUGCCCUCAUCGUUUUCUUAUUUUAGUGUAUCCACUAAGGUAACCGUGGCUAAGCGUUAGCCGAACGAAAAACAAUUAUUUCCAUUUUAUAACCGGAAUGGCUUGGACUUGAGCGUUAACGUAAACAGGAAUUUGGAUUUUCCUAGCUGUAUUGCACUGAGUAAUUAGAUAGCUUGUGCUGCAUGGCUACAGUGAGGAUGUGUCCUGUGCUGCCUAUGCUGUUUUUAUGGAUUCUGGUAAGGGAUUCAGGGGCCCAUCGUUAUGUGGACAGUGGCCUGGAUUUUGCAGCAAGCUUCGGAAGCAUUUCUUCCUCGGUUACCUGCCCUGCCAAUGCCAGCCGGAUUUUCUAUGGAAUCAUGUUUGAUGCUGGGAGUACUGGCACACGUAUACAUGUCUACACCUUCAUACAGAAAGACCGAGAAGGAUUACCCAUUUUGGACAAUGAAAUGUUUGAUUCUGUGAAGCCUGGUUUAUCUGCUUAUGCUGACAUGCCUGAAUAUGCUGGGCACAUGGUACGGCAGUUGCUAAAGAUUGCCAAGAACACAGUGCCUCGUGUGGUGUGGAAACAAACCCCAUUAGUGUUGAAGGCAACAGCAGGACUGAGACUGCUGCCACCAGCCAAAGCUCAUGCUCUACUAGAGGAGGUUCAAAAUGUGUUUGAUGAAUCUCCGUUUUAUGUACCUGCUGAUAGCGUAAGCAUAUUGAGCGGAACAAAUGAAGGGAUCUUGGCCUGGGUGACAUUAAACUUUCUGACAGGCCAUCUUUACCCCAAGACAAAAAAGACUGUAGGAAUUUUAGAUUUAGGUGGAGGUUCAACUCAAAUCACCUUCCUUCCCAAGUCAAAAAAAACAAUUGAGAGAGUUCCAGCUGAUUAUAUAGCAAGGUUUGAUGUAUUUAACACAACUUAUGAGCUUUACACACACAGUUCCCUUGGGCAUGGAAUCAAAGCAGCUCGUCUUGCUGCUAUGGGUGCUCUAACCUCAGAAGGUUUGGAACGGAAAGCUUUUAAAACCUUCUGCCUGCCUAAACAAUACAAAGGAGAAUUUAGCUUUGGAGGGUUCACAUACAAAGUCAAUGGAAUCUCAGAUGGUAACACUGGGUACAAGAUCUGUUACCAGGAGAUGCUGAAGGUUGUGAAAGGAAUUAUCCAGCAGCCAUAUGAGCUGAAAGACAGCUCUGUCUUCUAUGCCUUCUCUUACUAUUUUGAUCAUGCUGUUGAAGCAAACCUCAUUGAUGAAGCACAAGGAGGAACUCUGCAGGUUCUAGAUUUCAAGAAAAAAGCCAAAGAGGUGUGCAACAGAAUGUCCCUAUAUAAUCCAGACUUCCCCUUCCUCUGUAUGGAUCUUGCAUACAUAACCUGUCUACUGAAGGAUGGCUAUGGCUUCCAGGAAAAUGCAGCCCUUGAGUUGACCAAGAAGGUGAACAACGUAGAAGCCAGCUGGGCACUGGGGGCCGCUAUCAGUUACUUAGAACACAUCACACAGAACACAUACUUUCCCCUCUGAGGGAACGUAAAGCUGUUCCAGCUCUUGACAGACUUCCUUAAGUUACUUUUGUAGCAAUAGCCCCCCCAGUAUUUUUUGUUAGCUGUAUCAGCUAUACAGAUACCGUUUUGCUUUUUGGUAUGCAUAAACAAACAGGUAAUAGUACAUUAUAAAAAUGUAAGCAAUACAACAAGCAAUUAUACAUAAUAGGGAAGAAGACAUGAUGAAGUUAUUGCAUAACAUUUGUUGAACACAUCUGAUUCAUGUCUAGGCAAACAUGAAAGCAGAACUCAGAACAAGUUUGAUAGAUUUUGACUACACUACAUUUAUCACUACACAUCAAACAUCAAUUCUGUUCUUUGUCAUACCUUUUGUAUCUGUUCCAACUGAUCCAAAAUAAAUAAUAAACAAAAAAUCUGGAGAAUUAAAAAAAAUGUAUUAUAUCUAUGUCAGAGCUGUGUUAGAGAAUGUUGACAUUUUAUUCAUCAUAUACCUUGCAUCUGAAACUUUGUCCACCACUCAUAACUCUGUCCAGAAAUAUUCCUUGCCUUUUUUAGUCACAAUCUAUUUUUUGGAUACUGAAACCUAAUUUCAUUUCAAGUCAUUCAAUGGAUGUGUCACACUAAACACAUUGGCUAAGUUCACACAUUUAUAUUUCAUACAUAUUUCUUUAAUUGAAAAUGAUCAACUGUCUUCAAUACACAAUGCCAGUUUUGUUUUAAAUGUGAAUUUGCCUUUGGUUAAAAUUUUUUUAAAAAAAUUCAGAUUGACCUUGAGAUGUUUAGUACCUCAUAUGCAUUUGUAACAAAUAGUGGUUGGUUGCUUUAUAGAAAUAUUUAUAAAUGUUAUAUGAAAGUUAUUAAACUGAGUCUACCAAAUUCUUGCACUUUCUCCUAACCAUUAGAUAAUGGCAUGAAAAAAAAUGGUAACACAUGCAAUUUUUUAUUUUA